AUGCACUCACGAGCGCAGGCAAAGGCGGUCGAGCUGCAGGAGCUCCUGCAGUACAUGGCGCCGGGCAGCACAGUGGACGACAUCGUUGGCGACGGAGACAGCGGGGAUGAGGCGGCGCUCUACGACGUCGUGCAGGGCAAAGGCGCGGCACCGGCGCGGGUGGUCUUGGGUGCGGCGCCCGGCACGAACGCGCAGAAGGAGACGACAUCUCUGAGCAAGAUGCAGCCGUCGCAGCACACCACCACCCACGCAAGUGUCCUUCGCCGCAUUCGAGUCGACGAGUUCUACGCGGACGUCUCGUCCUUCGCCGGCGGUGCGGGUGGCGCAAGCAGGGCGAACCAGCGCGUGCUGAACGAUCUGCGGGAGAUGACAAUGUCAAACCGCCUCACGUCAAUGCAGACGUCAAAGGAGGUCGACCGCUCAGAGCGCGCGACGGUGGAGAAUGUCAUGGACCCGCGCACGCGCCUCAUAUUGUACAAGCUCGUCAACAGUGGCCAGCUGAAGGAGAUCAACGGCUGUGUGUCGACGGGAAAGGAGGCGAACGUAUAUUACGCUGUCGCAGGUGAUGGCAGCGAUGCGGCGGUAAAGGUGUUCAAGACCUCUAUCCUCGUGUUCAAGGAUCGCGACAAGUAUGUCGCGGGUGAGUUCCGAUUCCAGCGGUACUGCAAGAGCAAUCCGCGUAAGAUGGUGCGCACAUGGGCAGAGAAGGAGGCCCGCAAUCUGAAUCGCCUGCAGGACGGCGGUGUGUUGGCGCCCGCCGUGAAGCUGCUGCGGCAACACGUGCUUGUGAUGGAGUUCCUCGGGGAGGGUGGCUGGCCCGCUCCACGACUGAAGGAGGUCCGCUUUCCCUCUGCUGCUGCGCUCGACAGGUGCUACCUCGACCUUUGUUGCACGAUGCGGAAGAUGUACGGCCGCUGCAGACUUAUACACGGCGACCUCUCUGAGUACAACCUGCUGCUCUACCGCGGCCGCGUUGUGGUGAUUGACGUCUCUCAGUCAGUGGAGAACGAUCACCCGCAUGCCAUGGACUUUCUUCGGAGAGAUAUUGUGAACGUAAACGCCUUUUUCCGUGCCAAGGGACACCAGCAGCUCUUCUCUCUGCAGGACUUGUAUCAUUUCAUCACCGCCGCUCCCGCCCCGCGUGGGUGGCAGCGCUGCGACGGCCCAGACAACGUGGAGGAGAUCCUGCAACACCUGCUGGAGCUUCGCGAGAUGCGCGAGCGCGAGGGCGUACUGCAGAAGGACGCGGAGCAGGCGAAGGUGGACGAGCAGGUCUUCCUUAACAUCGCCGUGCCGCGCACGCUGGGCGAGAUAGCUCACCACAAGGCGCCGAACUCCGAACUCGCACCGUACGUCGCCGAAAUGACGGCGAACACCGCACAGCCCCGAGGGGGCGCGGAUGAAAGCGACGUGGAUGACGGUGAUACCAGUUGUGACGACGACGACGACGAGGAGGAGGAAAAUGACGAGGCGUACGGCAGCAAAAGGAGUAGAAGUGAUGGUGGCGCGGAUAGAGAAACGACGGAGGUGGGUCGGCCGCGACAGGCGCCCAAGACGAUUGCCGACAUGACAAAGGAGGAACGGAAAGAAUAUCACAAAGCCGUGAAGGAGGCAAAUCGUGAGCGCCGUGCGAAUAAGAAGGUAAAGAAAAGUGGUAAGAAAAAGAAGUAG
Molecule: messenger RNA, 1671 nt
Organism: Trypanosoma grayi
Lineage: Eukaryota; Euglenozoa; Kinetoplastea; Trypanosomatida; Trypanosomatidae
Product: RIO kinase 1
Exons: 1
Coding region: 1-1671 (556 amino acids)
Biological process (GO): protein phosphorylation
Molecular function (GO): protein serine/threonine kinase activity; ATP binding
Source: RefSeq, a predicted model, not a curated record